AGCGGUUGUUUUGUCGCCAGCGAAUGCAUCGAUUCCUCCGGAAAAUGUACCCGCGCGGCGCGCUGGCGAUAUCCGAGGAAAAUUUCCGCGUAAUGCAGCCCGUUUUGGCGUGUUCGCGGGCCUUCGGCCUGUGCCCCGUCGAAUUCAAGAACCGCGGGCGGUUCUUCGCCGUUCGCUGGUCGUGGGCCUGUCAGGUUUACAGCCUCCUGGCGCCUCUGGCGUUGUGUGUAUUUACGCUGGUCGACAUCGCUUAUAAACGCUCCGAGGAGGUAGCUAAUGAGAAGGACGAGAAACGGAGGUAUUUGUCCGUUUGCGAUGUACUAACGAUCGUAUUUAUUGUAUUUUGUUGCGUUGUAACGACUCCUGUUAAGACGAAAAUGCUGUGGAAAAUUUGCGAACUCUUCAACGCGGUGGAAAAAGAACUUGUGAUAAAAUGUCCCAAAAAGCACAGAACCGCCUCGAUACUCUCCAUAGCCGCUGUUCUGCUCACUUACACAAUCUUCUACUUGAUCGAUUUGACUUGGAACUUAUUUUACGGGAAAAUCAACGCAGUUUUUGCAACGCCUUUCUACUUACUCAAAUACAUCAUGCUCAACGAGAUCCUGUUUUUCUGCCACCUGGUGCAUUUCGUUAAAAUCAGGAUCCGAUACCUAACCAAAGCCCUGCGGGCCAUAAUCACCCGCAGGAUAUUCGAUUUGAGCACCUUUCGAAACGGCGAAAUCGCCAUGUUGCCGCCUGCCCAAACCAAUAACGACAAAAUUAACAACACCGCUCUGAGAGUCUUCGAUCUGGCGAAAACCUACAGGAAACUACACGAGGCGGUUAGCCUGCUGAACGGAGGAGAAGAAAUUACCAUUGUUGUAAUAUUGUUCUGCGUGAUGCUGCACCUGAUAGUCAGCCCCUAUUUCCUGCUGACCGAAUUGACCAAAAACCCCGCGGAAAGAAGCCUGUCCUUCGUCGGGCUCCAAUUCAUGUGGGUGAUGACUCACGCCGGAAAAUUCGUUAUCAUAAUGGAAACUUGCCAUUAUUGCACGUCUGAGGCUGAAGAUCUAUUUAAUGUGGCGCAAAAUUUAUUCGCCGAGGAAAAAGUGGAGAAAACUAAAAAGGCUCUAUUCAUUUUUAUUCAGCAGUUGAAAAUGUGCAAAAUAGAAUUGAAGGUGUUUGGUUUGUUCAAAUUAGAUAGAUCUGUACUAACCGGUUUUGUGGCAGUAAUUACUACAUAUUUGGUAUUGCUUCUUCAAAGUUAAUAAAACAAGUUUAACUCAACAAUGUUGUAUAAU
Messenger RNA from Phyllotreta striolata, 1280 nucleotides. Lineage: Eukaryota; Metazoa; Arthropoda; Insecta; Coleoptera; Chrysomelidae. The record is from the annotation of a GenBank genome assembly.